AUGGUCCAUACGGGAAAGCAGGUCGCCCGCCAUGCUGGCCUCUUGGUCCUGCUGUUUCUCGCGCCUGGGGUGGCAGCGGUCACAUUGGACGGAACGCUGGCUUUUGUCCUCUUGGCCACCAGCUUCAUCGCCACGGCCUGCGAGAUAUGCCGCCAGAGGAAGUGUUGCCUCCAACGUCUUCCAUUUCCAAUCUUCCUUAUGCUGGUCUACGCCUUGCAGAUCUUGAGCUGCUUGCUGGAGUUUCAUAGCAGACUCAAUCACCCCAAUGUGCCUCUUCCAGAUGCUUCGAUGUCAAUAGUCAUGGCUGCCCACAACGAGCACAAGUUCCUGCAGCGGACGUUGGACUCAAUUGUGCAAAGCACACCGAAGGAAGUUCUUGUGGAGAUCAUCCUGGUGGAUGAUGGCAGCGAACCUCCACUCUCCCCCCUUGUGGAAGGCUACACUUUGGUGAAAGUGUUGAGACAUGAGCUUCGGAGGGGUCUCAUCAAAUCUAAAACAGAAGGUGGUAACUUGGCAGUUGGCGAAGUCCUCAUGUUCUUGGAUGCGCAUGUCCGCCCUGCUCCAGAUUGGUAUCGCCCCCUCUUGAAGCAUAUCAAACUCAACUACAAGCGUGUCGUGGUGCCGUUGAUUCCCAUCUUGGAUGACAAAACUUGGCAGAUUGACAACAACGCUGUUGGAGUGAAGAUGAUGUUUGACUGGACGCUGUUCUUCAAUUGGUUUGAAGAUGGCUCGGAUGUGGUACCAUGCAUGAGUGGAGGCCUCUUCGCGAUCUCCAAGAAGUGGUGGCACGAGUCGGGUGAGUACGACUAUGGCAUGAACAUGUGGGGUGCAGAGAACAUCGAGCAAUCCAUCCGGGUCUGGCUUUGUGGUGGUGAGAUCUAUGUUGCUCGAGACUCUCGUGUGGCGCAUGUCUUCCGACGGCACUUCCCCUACUUCGUGAACAACACGGAGAUCUACAUCAACAAAGUGCGAACGGUAGAGACAUGGUUCGACGAGUACAAGCACUAUUAUUACGCAGCUGACCCCAGCGCAGAGCGAUUUGUCCCGGUGAUGGGUGACAUCUCCGAGAGAUUGUCACUCAAAGAGAAGCUCCACUGCAAGCCCUUCAGCUGGUACGUCUCCAAGUUCAAGGAGGGCACCAAGCAGCCAAAGAGAGAGUACGACUCGAGCAACGGGCUGCUUGAAACGACUGGUGAAUCAUUGAAGUAUUUCACCAUGAAGUCAAAGAAACAAUGCUUCGGCGGGAUCAUAUAG
This is a messenger RNA of Durusdinium trenchii, 1254 nucleotides long. The record is from the annotation of a GenBank genome assembly. Lineage: Eukaryota; Dinophyceae; Suessiales; Symbiodiniaceae.